AGUGCAGCUUCGGGCCCGGGGCUGUCGCUGUUGAACGCGCUGAAUUUCGAGGGGUUGGAGGGGAGACCGGGACGCAGCAGCGAACACUGUCCUGCCGACCGCCGCGAGCGGCAGCCGCGGUCCACACGGGCUCGGACAGGCUUUGAGGGAGCAGAGAGCGGAGUGCAGGCGAAAUGGCCCUGGUGCCCUAUGAGGAGACAGCGGGAGUGGGCUUGCAGAAAUUCCACAAGCCUCUAGCCACCUUCUCCUUUGCCAACCACACCAUCCAGAUCCGGCAGGACUGGAGACAGCUGGGAGUCGCAGCCGUGGUGUGGGACGCGGCUGUCGUUCUUUGCACGUAUCUGGAGAUGGGAGCUGUGGAGCUGCGGGGCUGCUCUGCUGUGGAGCUGGGCGCCGGCACCGGGCUGGUGGGCAUAGUGGCGGCCCUGCUGGGUGCUCAUGUGACUAUCACGGACCGAAAAGUAGCAUUAGAAUUUCUUAAGUCAAAUGUUCAAGCCAACUUACCUCCCCAUAUCCAACCCAAUGCUGUUGUUAAGGAGCUGACGUGGGGACAAAAUUUGGGGAGUUAUUCACCUGGAGAAUUUGACCUGAUACUUGGAGCUGAUAUCAUAUAUUUAGAAGAAACUUUUGCAGAUCUUCUUCAGACUUUGGAACAUCUCAGUAGCAAGCGCUCCGUGAUUCUUUUAGCUUGCCGAAUUCGCUAUGAACGGGACAACAACUUCUUAGCGAUGCUGGAGAGGCAAUUUACUCUUCUUGAGGGCAGGGACUUCUUAUUGCCCAGAAGUGUGUCUUCAAGUAUUUCUGAAAUAAGAAAGAAACAACAAAGGUAUGGGCAAAGAGAAGAUGGGUACUCUAAGGUACCGUAUGGUUUUAUUGGAGGCCCAAGCACCUGAACAACACGGGUUACAAGGAGGAUGACCAUAGGUCCUGAUUUACUCAGCACAAUCCUGCUUUACCCCUUUUGUCCCUAUUAAUUAGUAUCACCUUUUUACUCUUAAAAAUGUCUGCAGAAUAACUUACACAGUCAUGCUCUGUAGAAAAACAAUAAGAUUUAUAUAACAAGCUUCAUAAACACGUCAUGGUAAUUUUUCUAAAAAAAAGUUUAGAAUAAAUGCAACUGCUUAUUUUCAGAAAUUGAAUCAAUAGGAGAAUCUUUUAUUAUGCUUUAAGCAAAGAGCAGAUUAACCACACCCUCUCCCAUUUCCUUCCAUUUUAUAUGAUCACAGAACUUUAGAAUUACAAAGGGACCUGAGAAGUUUUCUAUUCUUAUUGUUCUUCCAAUGCAAACACAGUAUUUUAUGACACUGGAGACAGCUCCUAGUUUGUCUCCCACCGGUUUUCUCAAUAGGGUGGUAAUAUCUCCAAAUCUUCAAAUAGGCACCUGUUCAAUCUUACUGAACAAAAAAACCUUGUGCUAAAAAUGACGAAUACAGUAAAAGUAAAUAACUGAAGAUAUGUUCUUGUUGCUCACAUUAGUUUUGUUGCUAUGUAACAAGCCUGUGAAAUAUUCUAACAUAAAUUUGCUCAUUUAACAAAAGUAAUAAACCUAAGUUAAGAAACUAUAACUCAACACUACUGACAAAAGAGAAAAUAGAGAUCCCAUCCCCAAAAAAGAGACUUACAGAGUUUUUAAAAGCAUGUUUAUGUGACUGCACAUAAAUGUGUGUAAAAAGGGCAUUAUGACAGUUGAUACCACAAAGAUUACAGUAAGAAAAAAGCACUUUAUGACAAUAUUUCACAAAUUCACAAGGAUCACUUUAAUAUACAAAGCAAUUGCUACCAUUCUGAACACAAAGCAGCUAAUAUGUACAUAGUGUUAAUAAAAUGCAUUAUAACUCAGUACAUUUUCUCUCUUUACACAGAGCACAAAAGAUUUAGGUAAAAAAAUUAAAACAGGGAUGUUUCUAGAAUGUAGGGAAUUUUAUUAGAAAUGUAUUUCCCUCAUUAUAGUUAUUUAUUUAGUAUUCAACUCCAAUAGCAACAUCAGAGUUAAAAAUCAAUACCCUGUUUUGUGCUGAUAGUUUUGUGGGGGAGGUAUUCUUUACCCCAGUCCUCAAGGAAAAAUUAAAACAAAAACAAAAAGCAUCUUUCUCUCUAGAAACUUCCCUGAUUAUUUUGUUUCUAAAAAGUUUCAAGUGAUACAUCUAGGUUAGAAAUCAUUCCUUCUGUGGGUGGGGAUGACAAGUGACAUGUGGACACAUCAGCUAGAGACACUCUCCAUGGAAAACUGCUAACUAGCACUCUUCUUUGCCACCCCUAAUAAAUCCAUACUCACAGAACAAGGUUGACAAAUUAUUUCCCACUUUUAAUAUAAAUAAUUUUAUUACAUACACAAAUUGGAGUGGCACCUGGAUAAAAAUACGUCUAUAAAGCAUUUACCAAUUCAAUUUUAAAAACAUAAGAAAAUAAAACCUCCCAAACACAAUGAUAGAUCAUUUCACUUGGCCAACUAACGUAAGAUUAUUACCUGCAGGGAUUUUCUUCCUUCCCUACCAAUUUUUAAACUACCUUAGAUUUACUCUCACAUUUCUGAGAUGCUCCUCAGACAGAAGCUUGGAAAUGCCAUACUUGUGUAGGCAAGUAUCAUAUAAUGCCUGUGUAAAGUAGGUAAAUCUAAAUUUCCUACUCUUUGACCCUUUUCAAAGACAUUUCCCACAGAUUGUUCAUUUUUCUUUUACUUGCUGGUGAGAAUAAUUAAAAACGUGUCAUGUUAUGCCCAGCUAGGACCUGCACCCACAGUACCAGAAUGCAGACAGGUCAGUAUCUUCCCUCUGUGCUAAACAACUCUGCCUGUUUAUAAUCUCAUCUUGCUUCACAGGCUUUGUUCUAUUUUUUUUUUUCUAUUUUUAUUUUUUUAAAAAAUAAAUUUCAAGCUAAAACACCUGAAAUAUAAUUCCUCCAUUCAAACAUUAUCUGGUCCCUCUCAAAGUUUGUCUGCCCCCUGAGGACACAUACAAAGGCUUAAGCUACAUUCACUAAUCAGUAAGAACUUAUCAGAAGCAUAUGAGACAGAUGGAACUUCAGCACCCUGUUUGAUUUAUUUGAAAUUCUUCCAUACUGACUCAGCUUCAUGAUAUGUUCAACCCCUCAGGUAUUAGUGCCUCUCCUAGCCAUCAAUUCGAGAAAGUCAAGGAAACCAGUUCCCAGUACAUACAGUGACUGUGCAGUCAACUUAAAAAAGUCAACAUAUCAAUAUUAAAAGUAUUCAAGAUGUAUGCAAACCAUCCAACAAAAGUUCUAGUUGUGCUUUGUAUGAUUGAGUGAGCAAACAUAUCCCCCAACUCUUCACCUACAGGCUUGCUAAAGCACACAGCACUUUCUCCUGUCUCACCUGACAUCAGUCAAAUUUAGGCAGCAUUUCUUUGAUGUUAAAAAAGCCAAUUUAAAGUGAUAAAACCUUUGUCUAAUGAUUACACGUGGUCUCCAUCAUGAUAGUAAUUACCUUGAAAAAUAUUUUACUGUUCUGGACAAAUUCAUGGAUACCUUGGCAUCCUACAGACAACAUCAAUGUUGGAAAUUAACAUCUAUUCAUUCGAGUUGCUUUUCCUUCUAUCUUUAUCCAUGAUGAAAAAGCGUAACAUUAGAUCCCAAAUCAUCUUUUAACUAACUGGGCCAGGCAAAUCUAAUUUCCUCUUAUUUUUCCUUUAUAGCUAUUUAAAAGACUAGCCUUUAGGUGCUAAAAUAUUUUAAUGAAAAGUUUCCACUUUAAAAAGUCACAUGAUUUGAAAAGAGGAGAAAGACAUAAGUCAGUUGACAAUUAAUUGAUGAGGGAACUUCUCAAGUUGCUAAUACCCAACUGGGUCAUUUUUAAAAGUGCAAGUUACACCAAACAUUUACAAAGAAUACAAUGUAAAUAUAAUCCAAAUAAAUAUACAAGUUUUGUAUUAGGUCAAUGGGAAACAAUAUACCAAAAGUUUCAGAGCCACAAAGGCAACAAAAUACAGCCUCCUGAAAUACCUGAAAAGGUGUGUAACUACUGUUCUUAAAACCCACUUUAAUUAACUUUACCAUAUUUGUCUUAUUUAAUCCUGCAAAAUGAAGCAGCCUUUUUGAUCUUCAAAAUAAAGAGACCAAUUUAUGCUAGUAGCUGACUGUAGCAGAUGACAAAAUUAUGUACAUUUUAAAAAUGUAAAGAAGAAAUCUAGAUUGAAGUCACUUCAAGUAAAAGCAUCCUGGUUUAAACAAACUUGUUGUUUCUUUCUAAGCCUUUGUAUGAUUCCACAUGUCACCCCACAUGGUCAAAAUGACAGUAGGGAUGAGGCCUGAGAGACCGAGAGAAACUUCAGCCAGAUGACCUCUGAUCACACAGCCUGCCCCACGGUGUGUGCUUUCCGACACUAGCGCUGCCGCUGACCUACCAUCAAAAACACAUUUUCUGACAAAAUCCCUGCUCAAAUGAAAACACUAAAAUUCCUCCCCCAGGAUGAGUUUUGAAAAAUCAGUGGUACCUUUUAGAAGCUAUCUUCAAAAUGUUGUUACCACUGUUAUAGCUGCCAGAAACAAAGCAAAAAAAUCAAAUACUUGGGGGAGGGGUGGGGGAGUUUUCAAGUGACUAGUAACAUAUGUAAAAGUAUCCAGCCAAAGAAAACUAACAAUAAAAAAAAAAAAAAAAGGAAAAACUUGGAAGAAAAUUAGAA
Messenger RNA from Mustela lutreola (European mink), 4637 nucleotides. RefSeq names its product methyltransferase 21A, HSPA lysine (gene METTL21A). The record is from RefSeq and is a predicted model, not a curated record. Gene Ontology annotation, molecular function: protein-lysine N-methyltransferase activity. Gene Ontology annotation, cellular component: cytoplasm; cytosol. Bases 174 to 893 code for a protein of 239 amino acids. Gene Ontology annotation, biological process: peptidyl-lysine methylation. The transcript has 5 exons. Lineage: Eukaryota; Metazoa; Chordata; Mammalia; Carnivora; Mustelidae.